Cuscuta europaea is the source of this 937-nucleotide messenger RNA. NCBI's taxonomy places the organism in Eukaryota, Viridiplantae, Streptophyta, Magnoliopsida, Solanales, Convolvulaceae. The record is from the annotation of a GenBank genome assembly.
AUUAUAUCCUCUUUUGCAUUUCCUUAUAUAUGGCUCUCGAAGGUCAAGUCGCCGGCGGCGAUAACGGCGGACGCAGAAAUGCAAGCGGUGCUAAGGAGGUGCACUUCAGGGGUGUGAGGAAGAGGCCGUGGGGACGUUACGCCGCCGAAAUCCGAGACCCGGGAAAGAAGACACGGGUCUGGUUGGGCACCUUCGACACCGCGGAGGAGGCGGCGAGGGCUUAUGACGCCGCCGCUAGGGCCUUCCGCGGAGCUAAGGCGAAGACCAAUUUCCCCUUCCCGUCGGGAAACAAGAGCCCAACCCUCACCAGCACGUUGGAGUCUUCCUCAACUGGUAGGGGCGCUCACGCGCCCCGUCCACCCCCAAAGCUUGAACUCACGCGCCACCCUUUUGCCGGAGGCAGUAUUGUUGGUGGAUCAAUGAAUAGGCCACACUCUUUUGCUCAUAAACAGCCGACUCAUGUGGCGGUCCUGCCAAAUGGUCAACCGGUUUUGGUCUAUCAUGGACUGUGGGGCCCGGGGGUGGUCAACCACGCCCAGUACAGGCUGGCGUACUGGUUCCAGCCGCCGGCUGUUGUAUCUCCCAAAAGCGGAGAGGGCGGCGGCGCUCACAGCUUCUCAGACUCGUCGUCCGCGGUGGAUGACAGCAAUGUUGAUGGCGGCAUUUUCAAGAACAGCCUUGACCUUGAUCUUAACCUUGCUCCACCCACAUAAAACUAUUCUUGAUAUUUGGCGAUUUGUAUUCGUGAAUCUAGCUAGUUGUUUCAUUAUUUUCGUAAUCUCUAGUUCAGUAAUGUACUACCUCUAUAACCUCUGACGGAGCCAGAAAAACGGCUAACGGGUGAAACUCAACCUAUAUACAAAAUAGAAAUUGAGGAUUAUUUUUAAACAAUGUCUGAAUUGAAUAUUUCAUAUGCAAUUUAGAUAAAUAAACAUUC